CAGUAGUUCUCAUGGUCAAGUCAUUUCGUUGGGAAACGAUUUUGAAACAGUCGAUUCUCCCAGUCUUGGUUCUACUUCUAGUCGAGCAGGUCAAGGAAAACUAGCCCUUUGCUCACAGUUCUGGCAGUGUCCACCAACGCAGAAAAUCAGAAGACAGCCUUACAGCAAGUAUACUUCAAGUACAGACAGCAAGGCUGUGCUUGCGCGUAGCAAGAAACUGACCAACUGACUGGCUGACGUCAUUCCGGUUAUUUGACCCACUGGCCGUCAGGUUGUAAACUCACCAACGACACACCUGCUGAGUGUUGUAUUGCACCCAAUGUUAACUAUCCCAUAGUGUAGUGCAGUUCACAUUGCAGCAGUAGCAGCAUCCUCCUCCUCCUUAUCCUCAUCAUCAUCCUCAUCAUCAUCCUCAUCAACAGCAGCAGGCAGUAAAGGGCAAGCAAUGAAGCUAAAGAAGUUCUUACUGCGCUACUACCCGCCAGGUAUCAUCUUGGAAUUUGAAUCUCGUGGGUUGGUGAAGCAACGCUCAAUUGAUCUUCUGUAUCUUUCUCCAGAAGACAAUGUGGACGUAUUACUUAAAGCAAUUUCCCAACAGGAGCCUCUCAUCACUCCAUCCAGAUAUGAACAAGUCAAGCAUCUUAUUACCAUUCUGCAGCUUCGGUUGGUGGAAAAUGAUGACAAAAUGUAUCACCUGACCAAGGUUCUACGUGUACACGUACUGCCGCUGACUAACGUUGCACUCAACAAGACUGGAUCACAAUUCAUCACAGGUAGCUACGAUAGGACAUGUAAACUUUGGGAUGCCGAUACUGGCAGUCUGCUGCGGACGCUGGAAGGUCAUCGCAACGUCGUCUAUUCAAUUGCGUUUAACAAUCCGUACGGAGAUAAGAUUGCAACGGGAUCGUUUGACAGGACUUGCAGAUUAUGGAAUAGCGAUACUGGUGAGCUACUGUCUACAAUGGAAGGGCACACAGCAGAAGUGGUGUGUGUUGCAUUCGACCCGCUCAGCACUAUCCUGGGAACAGCGUCGAUGGAUGCCACUGCCAAGAUCUACGACAUUGCCACUUCUCAAGAGCUGGUUUGUUUUGAG
Molecule: messenger RNA, 1093 nt
Organism: Sycon ciliatum
Lineage: Eukaryota; Metazoa; Porifera; Calcarea; Leucosolenida; Sycettidae
Product: dynein assembly factor with WD repeat domains 1-like
Molecular function (GO): protein binding
Source: RefSeq, a predicted model, not a curated record